This is a messenger RNA of Psammomys obesus (fat sand rat), 3446 nucleotides long. RefSeq names its product toll like receptor 1 (gene Tlr1). Bases 911 to 3295 code for a protein of 794 amino acids. Gene Ontology annotation, biological process: cellular response to triacyl bacterial lipopeptide; toll-like receptor signaling pathway; immune response. Lineage: Eukaryota; Metazoa; Chordata; Mammalia; Rodentia; Muridae. The transcript has 5 exons. Gene Ontology annotation, molecular function: lipopeptide binding; Toll-like receptor 2 binding; transmembrane signaling receptor activity. The record is from RefSeq and is a predicted model, not a curated record. Gene Ontology annotation, cellular component: membrane; Toll-like receptor 1-Toll-like receptor 2 protein complex.
UGAGACAGACUACUGUCAUAAAAUACGGGACCAGAAAUAUAUGACUCUAUUUGAGUAUAACUCUGAGAAUUAGUUUCUUAGGCCAUUCUACAAGAAAGAAAAAAAGAAUGAAAAAAGGAAAGAGAGAGAGAGAGAAAGAAAGACAAGAAAAGAAAGAAAAAGGGAAAAAAUGGGCUUUUAGCUUUCUAUGUGAUGUAAUUUCAGUAAUUAACAAUAGGUGGCAGUAAAGAGCCCUCUCUUUCAAUGCCGAAAGCAGUUACCAGUUAAAUGUUCUAGGAAGUGCUUGAAUUUCUCACUGCGGGACAGGCAGGUUGUCUUGCGAAGGGUUCAGGAAAGCGGGACAGUGCUGUGGCCCACGUACAGCUGAGUGUGCCAACCAAGCGUCCGUCCACAUGUUGGGAUGUAAUACCCUCUUCAAGGCCUGAAGAGAGAGGGAGCUCAGUCUAACUACGACACUCGGAGGUGGUCCUUUGCGAGGAAGCUGGGAUUGGAGUCUGUCAGAUCCGCAGAGUAGAAGCCCAUGAUUAAGUGCUGAUGGCUUAAUAAAAGAGUGACCAGAAUACAUGCGUGUGUCUUCAUCUCUUGCCCAGAGAUGCCCUGUGCUGAGCUGGGAGUCUGCCAUCACGUCAGCACCAGAUGUGGCCCCUUGGCUGAGGAGCAGAACUGAUAUGUAUGAAUGCAGCUGGUGAAGAAGUCGGGAUAGCAGGGCCCCGUGGACACCCCCGCAGAAAGGUCUUUGUCUUCUUCACUGGUCUAGGCCCUAAAACAUGGCUAGUGGACAACCGAGUCACCUUGGCUGGACAAAUAAUGGAUGCAUGAAUGACCUUUUACUGUGAUCUUCAACAGCUUUUGAGACCUGUACCCAUGUGGAGAUACUCUGAAGAACAGCAGCCUCAGGAAUAUCUGUACAAUGACUAAAGCAAAUGCUAUCAUUUUCUAUUGUUUCACUGUCUUAGGACUGAUACUUACCGAAAUGCAGUUGUCUGAUGAGAGUGAGCUUAUCAUGAGGAGGCCAAAAGCAAACCUCACCAGUGUGCCCAAGGACCUACCCUUAAAAACAGCCAUUUUAGAUCUGUCACAAAACAACAUAACUGAGCUCCAGACUUCUGACAUCUUCUCGUUGUCCAAACUGAGGGUCUUGAUAAUUUCCUACAACAAACUCCAGUCUCUUGACAUCAGUGUUUUCAAAUUCAACACAGACCUGGAAUAUCUGGAUUUGUCCCACAAUGAGUUAAGGGUGAUCUCUUGCCAACCAACAGUCAACCUCAAGCACUUAGACCUCUCCUUCAAUGCAUUUGACACCCUGCCCAUAUGCAAAGAGUUUGGCAACAUGUCCCAGCUAGAAUUUCUGGGACUGAGUAGUUCCAAGAUACAAAAUUCAAGCGUGCAGCUGAUUGCUCAUCUGAACAUCAGUAAGGUUUUGCUGGUUAUAGGAGACACUUACAGGGAAACGGAAGACCUUGCGUGUCUCCAGCACAUUAGUGCGGAGACUCUGCAUAUUGUUUUCCCUGAGAAAAGAGAAUUCCGCUUUGUUUUGGAUGUGCCGGUCAGCACGACGGUGAGUUUGGAGCUGUCUAACAUCAGGUGUGUGGACGAGGACAGGGACUGCUAUUACCUCUUGGCUGCUUUGUCGAAGCUUCGACGGAAUCUGAAGCUAUCAGACCUUGCCCUCAGCAGCGUUGAAACAACGUGGGGUUCCUUCAUUAACAUCCUGCAGCUGGCCUGGCAGCUCCCCAUUGAGCGUCUCUCAGUUUCACACCUGAAGCUACAAGGUCAACUCAAUUUCAGGAACUUCAGUUAUUUGGACACUUCUCUGAAGGCUUUGUCAAUACGUCAUGUUGUCAGCGAUGUGUUCAACUUCCCACAGAAUUACAUAUACAGUAUCUUUUCCAAUAUGAACAUCCAAAACCUCACAAUAUCUGGGACACGCAUGGUCCACAUGCUUUGCCCAGCCCAGGUUAGCCCAUUCCUGCAUUUGGACUUUACAGAUAACCUUUUAACAGACAUAGUUUUUAAAGAUUGUGGAAACUUAACUGAAUUGAAAACACUUAGUUUGCAAAGGAAUCAGUUAAAAAACCUUGAUAAUAUAAUUCUCAUGUCUCAGAAGAUGAUAUCGCUACAAAAACUAGACAUUAGCCAAAACUCUCUAAGGUACAGUGAUAGUAGCCAAUGCUCCUGGACUAAGAGUUUGUUAGCUUUAAAUUUGUCUUCAAAUAUGCUUACUGACUCUGUUUUCAGAUGCUUACCUCCCAAGGUCGAGGUCCUUGACCUUCACAAUAACAGAAUUACAAGCAUUCCUCACAAAAUCACUAAACUGGAAGCUUUGCAGGAACUGAAUGUAGCAGCCAAUUCUUUAACUGACCUUCCUGGAUGCGAGGCCUUCAGCAGCCUUUCUGUGCUGGCCAUUGACCAUAACUCAGUGUCCCAUCCCUCAGCAGAGUUCUUCCAGAGCUGUCAGAACAUUCGGUCCAUAAGAGCAGGGAACAACCCAUUCCAGUGUACAUGUGAGCUGAGAGACUUUGUCAAAAACCUAGGCCAAAUACCAAGCGAAGUGGUGGAGGGUUGGCCUGGCUCUUACACCUGUGACUACCCAGAAAGCACUAAGGGAACCCCACUGCAGGACUUCCGCAUGUCUCCACUGUCCUGUGAUACCGUUCUGCUGACCGUCACCAUCGGGGCCAGCGUGCUGGUGUUGGCCGCCACCGUGGCCUUCCUCUGCCUCUACUUUGAUCUGCCCUGGUACCUCAGGAUGCUGUGUCAGUGGACACAGACCCGGCACAGGGCCAGGAACACUCCCUUAGAGGAACUCCAGAGGAAUCUCCGGUUCCACGCUUUUGUCUCAUACAGUGAGCAUGAUUCUGCCUGGGUGAAGGAUGAAUUGCUACCAAACCUAGAGAAAGAUGACAUACGGGUUUGCCUCCAUGAGAGAAACUUUGUCCCUGGCAAGAGCAUUGUGGAGAAUAUCAUCCAUUCCAUCGAGAAGAGCUACAAGUCUGUUUUUGUGUUGUCUCCGCACUUCAUCCAGAGCGAGUGGUGCCACUAUGAGCUCUACUUUGCCCAUCACAGUCUCUUCCACAAAGGGUCUGAUAACUUAAUCCUGAUCUUGCUGGAACCCAUUCCACAGUACUCCAUUCCUACCAACUACCACAAGCUCAAGACUCUCAUGGCGCGGAGGACUUACUUGGAAUGGCCCAUGGAGAAGAGCAAACGUGGACUGUUUUGGGCCAACCUAAGAGCAGCCAUUAAUGUCAAGCUGGUUAGCCCAGCAGAAGCGGCAUGUCACACACAGUGGUAACAAUGCUCACCUUUUCAGGGUUGCUGCUUGGGGGAGUUUUACUAACAGUGCCGUUGACAUCAGCAUGACCUAGAGACGAUUUUGACUUUGUGAUGCAGAAUGUAUGCUUUUAAGCCCUAGAUUACCACUAGCAUGUGGUAAUAAAAAUGAG